Teleopsis dalmanni is the source of this 627-nucleotide messenger RNA. RefSeq names its product putative dipeptidase SSP1012. NCBI's taxonomy places the organism in Eukaryota, Metazoa, Arthropoda, Insecta, Diptera, Diopsidae. The transcript has a single exon. Gene Ontology annotation, molecular function: acetylornithine deacetylase activity. Bases 1 to 627 code for a protein of 208 amino acids. Gene Ontology annotation, biological process: L-arginine biosynthetic process. The record is from RefSeq and is a predicted model, not a curated record.
AUGAUAGGGAAACAAGCGCAUGGCUCAACACCUGAUGUUGGUUUAAAUGCUGGGACUUACUUGGCUAAUUUUCUGACGCAAUUGGUCUUUACUGGUGAAGCCGCCGCUUUUUUACAAAUUUUAGGUCAUACAGCACAUUUAGAUUAUUUCGGCAAAAAAAUGGGCUUGGCCUUUAAUCAAGCUGAAAUGGGACCUUUGGUCGUGAAUUAUGGUUUACAGAAAUUUGUCAGUGGCGAGGAUGGUUACUUUAGUAUCAAUAUCAGAUAUCCAAUUGGUAUUACUGAAAAACAAAUGCUUGCCAUUAUUCAACGAAGUGUCAAAACCUUGCAUAGUAGCGUGACAGUCAAAAAGGAUGAAUUGUUGCCACAUUUGACGCCCAAAAACGAUGCUGUGAUUGAAACUUUGUUGGCCAGUUAUGAAACAGUGAUGGGUCAACCCACGGUUCUGCAUUAUUCAACUGGUGCAUCUUACGGUCGAUUAAUUAAGCGUGGUGCUGCUUUUGGAACACGAUUUGCGUGGCAAACAACAACGGCGCAUCAAGCAAAUGAAAAAUAUGAUUUAGAGAAUUAUCCAAAAGCAAUGGCUAUUUUAGUGGAAAGUAUCUACCGAUUGGGAAAUAUAGAAUGA